GGGCUCAGCUCCUAUUCCCAAAUUAAAGUCCUGGGCCAGAAAAGACCUUAAAAUAAGGUUGCAGGAUUCUUUUGCAAGCAUUCCAGGGGGAACUUCUACCUGGAAGAAUCAUACUCUUUCCAGGGACAAGAAAUCUUGAGUGGAGAAAGAAUCAUAGCUGGCUUUGGAAUUCCUCUUAACCUGUUGUCCUGAAAAUACCCAACGAGUCUGAUUUGUGUUCCUUCUCUGGCCUUACUCCUGUGUUGAGGAGAUCAAGAUAAGGGCGUGAAGAAAUGUUGAAAUGGCAGCUCAGAAUUGUGUUGGCCAUUGUAUUCUGGAAAGUAAGAUGAGGGCUGAUGGGAUGGUUUGGGGUAGAGAAAACCAAUAAAAAGGACAGCUACACAGAGGGGCUGAGCUACCAAAGAAGUAAGGAUGUGGCUCAGGUGGAUUCUCUCAGCUUUAACCCCAUUUUCCUCACCCAGUGCUCUGUCUGAAGACUCUGUGGGCCUGUUUGGGGACCACGGUUCUCUGUUUCAGGGGAAAUUAUCGAUGGCAUUGAAUCCAAGCCACACUCCCACCCCUACAUGGCCAAUCUAGAAAUCAUCACUAAUGAGACUCAUGUUGGCACAUGUGGUGGGUUUCUCGUAAGUCCAGAAUUUGUGAUGACAGCCGCUCAUUGCAAAGGAAGGAAUAUUACCGUCACUCUUGGAGCUCAUGACAUGACACAGGAAGAAUCCACAUGGCAGAAGCUGUUGGUCACAGAACAAAUCGUUCACCCAAAAUACAGCUCUUUUCUGCUUCUCAAUGAUAUCAUGUUACUGAAGCUACAAAGUAAAGCUAAGCUGACCAACAGUGUGGGGAUCGUUCCACUGCCCACACAGUCUGCCAUCAUUCCACCCCAGAGAAUGUGCUUGGCCACUGGCUGGGGAAAAAUAGGGGUGAAGGAGCCAGUGUCAGAUACUCUGAGAGAAGUGAAGCUGAGAAUCAUGGAUGCCAGGGCCUGCUACCGCUUCCUGUUUUACAGCCGUAGACUCCAAAUCUGUGCAGGCAGUCCCAGGAAGAAAAGCUCAAUAUACAAGGGAGACUCCGGGGGCCCCCUUCUGUGUGAUGGGGUGGCCCAUGGUAUCUCAUCUUAUGUGCGAACUAAUGCAAAACCUCCUGCUGUCUUCACUCGAAUCUCCUCAUACGUGACCUGGAUUAAUGAAGUCCUAAAGGGCAAUGAGCCACAGAAGCCUGGCUAGUCCCAAAGCCAGAGCUCUCCCUGAGUAGCCCUGGGAUUCUACAGAAGCCUGGCUCCUGCCUGAGCCCAGGAGGCUCUCAGAGACACACAAAGGCCCUGCUGGUUGUAUCCCCAAUAAAAGAUAUGCAGCCUCCA
Choloepus didactylus (southern two-toed sloth) is the source of this 1354-nucleotide messenger RNA. RefSeq names its product mast cell protease 4-like. Gene Ontology annotation, biological process: proteolysis. Gene Ontology annotation, cellular component: cytoplasm; intracellular membrane-bounded organelle. NCBI's taxonomy places the organism in Eukaryota, Metazoa, Chordata, Mammalia, Pilosa, Megalonychidae. Gene Ontology annotation, molecular function: serine-type endopeptidase activity. The transcript has 4 exons. The record is from RefSeq and is a predicted model, not a curated record. The coding region runs from base 564 to 1220 and encodes 218 amino acids.